Lingula anatina is the source of this 2005-nucleotide messenger RNA. RefSeq lists its product as uncharacterized. Gene Ontology annotation, cellular component: membrane. The record is from RefSeq and is a predicted model, not a curated record. Lineage: Eukaryota; Metazoa; Brachiopoda; Lingulata; Lingulida; Lingulidae.
UGUGCCGCACGCGGAUGCAAGCGUCCCCGUGCACGCUUCACGUGUAAGAUGCAGUGGACCGGAGGCGCAGCUCAGCGCGUGCGCAGUAACGUGGGCAGUCAAUGCACAGAGCUCACAUAAUCACUCUGGGGACGCGGGUGUGGUGUGCUUUCAAAAUGAGUCGCCUUCCGUCCGCCUAGCGGGUGGAGGAAUGAAUUACGGCCGAGUGGAGGUGCAAUAUAACGGGAUAUACGGGAGUGUCUGUGACACGAACUGGGACUACAGAGAUGCCAAAGUCAUUUGCAAUAUGCUUGGCCUCUCAUAUGGGAAACCUCUCAGGAAUUCCAGAUUCGGUGGCGGUAAAGGCAUCAUAUGGCUAAACAAUGUGAACUGCCAGGGAUCCGAGGCAGUGUUAACAUCGUGUAGUUUUAACCUCUGGGCCACAAAUCUUUGUGAUCAUAAUCACGAUGCUGCAGUAUACUGUUCAAAUGAAGGACUAGUCAGCGGUGUAUUUGGUUAUGACGAGAUUCGCCUUAGUAAUGGCAGCGUAGGUUAUGUGGAAAUACGACGCAACAACACAUGGGGUGGUAUUUGUGAUGACGGGUGGAGUGACAGAUCGGCAAAUGUCGCCUGCAAAGAACUGGGAUACAAAUCUGGAAGAGCGUAUAGGCAAUCAAGACACGGGAUUGCCUCUCGAGGUUUCUGGCUGGAUUACGUACAGUGUACCGGACAGGAACCGUCUCUGUCCUACUGUCUACACUCUCAGUGGACCCACGACUGCUUCACUGACGAGACGGCUUCAGUAGAAUGUUUUGGCACCGAAAUAGCCUCCUCCCUUGACUGCGAUUUCGAAUACAAUGGCCUGUGCAACUACACCAACAACCGAUCCUCCGAGAUAACGUGGUUGCUACACUCCGGGAGUACCAAUAGCCGCCUGCGGUCUGGUCCUAUAAACGAUCAUACGUAUGAGAAUGCCGAAGGGCAUUACAUCUAUGUUGAAGCGUCUGCAAAUGAUGAGAAGAAGGCGCAGUUGAUUUCCCCGGCCAACACCGUAUCCUCCCCCACGUGCCUUUCCUUUUGGUAUCACAUGUUUGGUUACGACACCGGACACUUGAAUGUGAUACGGCGUUCAACAAGCGGGGUCGACGAGAUGGUUCUUUGGCAACGAAGCGGUCCGCAGGGUAACACAUGGAAGCACGCGGAGAUCCAGCUGCCAGCGGGGACCUACCGUGUUGUGUUUGGGGCGAAGAUAGGUUUGGGUUACACGAGUGACAUAGCCCUAGACGACAUCACUGUACAGGCAGGACAAUGUAAAAACACAGAUGGCGCUCACAUAGGACUGUAUGAGAUAGCUAACAGUGACCCGGCAGUGAGAGUUGAAGCCAACGGAAAGUGGCGUUUUAUUUGUUUUGAGGGAUGGGACUACCGAGAUGCUGUGGUUGCCUGUAAGGAGCUGGGGUACCAAUACGGACGGCCCGGUAAGAUUAGGCUGGUCGGGAGUCUCGUCUACAGUGUUCACCAAAACAUACGCUGUACAGGUUCAGAAACGUCGUUAACAAUGUGUAGUGGGGAGUUUUCCGAGCCAUUCAAGUGUCGUCACAACCAAGUGGCUACGGUGGGGUGCACGUCAACUGUGGUGCCAAGCGAUAUCUACUUAGUUGGUGGCAGCCAGCCCGGGAGCGGACGAGUGGAGAUUGUGUAUAAUGGAGUCCGUGGAACAAUCUGCGACGACCAUUUUGACGACAAUGACGCCACAAUAAUUUGCAGGCGACUUGGCUAUGUGAGGGGCAAGGCUUUGAGAGGAGCUUUUUUCGGCCCUGGAAACGGAUCUAUAGUCCUAGACGAAUUGUCCUGUUACGGACUGGAGCCGGACGUAAACUUUUGUGGUUCCGUUAGCGGCCAGAGCGUGGACUGUGACCACAGCGAGGAUGCCUCCGUGGUCUGUUAUAAUACAACUGCCCCCACCAGUCAGCUUAUGACGUCACCAUAUCGCGAGAGCAUGAGUAUCUCGAGAGCGUUAGUUUAG